Lecanosticta acicola is the source of this 606-nucleotide messenger RNA. The record is from the annotation of a GenBank genome assembly. Lineage: Eukaryota; Fungi; Ascomycota; Dothideomycetes; Mycosphaerellales; Mycosphaerellaceae.
AUGCAGUACAUCGCUACCACUCUCGCUCUGUUCGCGGCAGCGUAUGUCUGCCAAGUGUGAUCCAAGGCCAAGUUGCUUGGUGCUGACUGCUCAUAGUAACGCCGUUGCCUUGCCCGCGGAACAAGCUGAUCAGGGAAAGCAAUCCACUGCUGAUUCUGGCCUUUCUAUUUGCUUCAGUAAUACAAAUGAAUACUGUCCAGAUCCAAACCCACCACCAGGCCCACCAGUACCACGACCACGACCACGACCACAACCACAACCACAAUUCCCACAAUUCCCACAAUUCCCACAACCAGCGGAUGGCGAUCAGAAUGGUCCGUACCGGUCUCAAUGCCAGUGCACGCUGUAUGGCCAGCCGGUACCUGGGACGCUCUCUUCAAGCGCUUGCAACGACCUGAAUAUGCAUUAUCCCAACUUGCAGUUCAACAGUGCCACGCAGUCGGUGAGUACUUUCUUAGAUUGGAGUAUCAUUUGCAGUCUUGCUGACAAGUCUUCACCUAGUGCUACGAUGCGAACCAACGUGGUCUUGAGCAGAAUGGUUUCGCAGCUGCUUGCUCGCGUCAGGGAUCGCAGUACGGGAGUGCGGUUAGCGGUGUUUGCUACUAG